Colletotrichum orchidophilum is the source of this 495-nucleotide messenger RNA. RefSeq lists its product as uncharacterized. The record is from RefSeq and is a predicted model, not a curated record. NCBI's taxonomy places the organism in Eukaryota, Fungi, Ascomycota, Sordariomycetes, Glomerellales, Glomerellaceae. Bases 1 to 495 code for a protein of 164 amino acids. The transcript has a single exon.
AUGAAUACUGAAAUCCUCGAUCCUGCGACGCCUCAGCGGCUCUCGUCUUUCCCUCUCGAAGAGACCGUGGAUAGUGCUGCAAGAACACCGACCCGUCUUGGCCUUUUGCAGACCCCACCGCGGAGAUUUUCGCAGCAGUUGAAACGCCCUAUUGACGCCGUAGAGGGCGUAGAUGACGGCGCCGAGUUCGGCCGUCGAGGGCGGGAGUCUCCUCGAUUACUCGCGACACCACCACGGCGCCCGCCGCGCCGGAAACGGUUCUCUACUGGCACCACCCAGCCGAUCAGCUUUGAUGCGGAGAGCGCUACCUCAUCUCCAGACAGCGUAGUCCCUACACACGUUAAACCAAAGACCUCCGUGUUUAACACAAGGCUAGAAGAGAAGCUUGAUGAAGAAGAUAUCGACAGAGACUAUGAUGAGCCUAAGGAUAAAGACCGGCUAAAUAGCAGUGCUUCCGGGAUAGAGGAAAGCACUGAGCGCGAGAUUAAAUCUUAG